UCGAGUGAAAAAUGUAAACAAACCAUAAAAAACUGCGUUGGAAAUCGCCUUAAAAUCGUGUUAAAAUCUCAACAUUUUUUAACUAUUUCGUGUGCGUUAGUCGCAAUUAUACAGGGAAAAGAUAACGCUAAAGCUUUUGCAAAGGAGCCGAGUGUAUUUGUUGUAGAAAUAGCUUAUCGUGAAGCAUGAAACUCGUCUUUACGUAACUGCAUAGAACAAAUCUCCUGCUGCGGUGCCGCCAUGACUUCUAUGACCUUUGGGCAGAAAAAGUUCAUACCGACCGCGCCGGAAAAGGGCAGUUUUCCGCUGGACCACGGCGGCCAGUGCCGGAAACUGAUGUUGUUUUACAUGCGCUGCUUGCGAGAGAACGCCGACGAUAAUUCUGCCUGCCGCCAGGAAUCGAAAGCAUACCUGCAGUGUCGCAUGGACCACGAGUUGAUGGCCAAAGAAGAUUUCGCCAAGCUUGGCUACGGAUCAGAAGCGCCGCCAAAGGCAAACGAGCAAUCGUAA
This is a messenger RNA of Anopheles darlingi, 510 nucleotides long. RefSeq names its product cytochrome c oxidase assembly protein COX19. The coding region runs from base 241 to 510 and encodes 89 amino acids. Gene Ontology annotation, cellular component: mitochondrial intermembrane space. Gene Ontology annotation, biological process: mitochondrial respiratory chain complex IV assembly. Lineage: Eukaryota; Metazoa; Arthropoda; Insecta; Diptera; Culicidae. The record is from RefSeq and is a predicted model, not a curated record. The transcript has 2 exons.